Daphnia magna is the source of this 2987-nucleotide messenger RNA. RefSeq names its product trypsin Blo t 3. NCBI's taxonomy places the organism in Eukaryota, Metazoa, Arthropoda, Branchiopoda, Diplostraca, Daphniidae. Gene Ontology annotation, biological process: proteolysis. Gene Ontology annotation, molecular function: serine-type endopeptidase activity. The record is from RefSeq and is a predicted model, not a curated record.
CAUCUGAUUCUUUUUGUUAGCUUUUUUAUCUUCUUCAUCACUUGAUUUAGUGUUCUCUUCAUCACUUAAAUAAGCCAAAUCUUCUAAAAAAUAGUCUAUUAUGGCAUUUUCACGAGCCAUGUUUAAAAAUAUUCAAAACCGCGUAGUUGUCAGCUUUUUCUGCACAUACAGUCGUGCCAUUCUCAAAUUAUCGUAUUUUUUCACACAAAUAAUACAAAUUGUAUACAUAUAGUGUUGCCGCUGUCAAAUUUCAUGCGAUUUUCCAGUGAAAAUAGCUAACUUUAAAAACCAACUUACCGAAAGUGACCUCGCGAGGUCACUUUCAAAAAUCAAACUUUCGUGAAAGUUAGGGACCAACUUUUGAGUUUUGAAAGUGAAGUAGGCUACUUAUUUUUGACGAAUUUGUUUGAGAAUACCACUUUGAAAAAAAGGCCGAAAGAAAAGUAAAAAACGGCUACUUUGGCCCGUUUGAAAGUAAAGUAAGUUACUUUGAGAGAGUCAGAAUUCGACCCCAGGACGAGCACUGUCCGCUAAAUGAAGUUUCAACUUUCAAUCAAACGGGUUAGUUUUCGAAUAUUUUUUAUGGCUUUGGCUUCCGAACAUUUCGUCCUAUUUGGGUAAGAUGGUGGCUACUAGUUUUAGUGUUUAUCCAACCUGGGUUUUUUUCGUUUGGCUCUACAAUAACAAUCUGUUAAACGUCAUACUUUUUGCGAUACAUUAACAUCGUGUUUUAUUUUUAUUUCUUUCUGUUAUAUUUGAGACUAAUAAUUUUAUUCAUUUGAUAUUUUUUAAUGGUUAGAUUUACAUUUUCUUUCUAAAAGUACAUAGCCUGUUGGGAAUGGAAGGUUAUUCAGGUACGACUGGUGCGAGCUACGGGUUCAGGAUCAAUAAACGUGCGACGAACAUGUGCUCGAGUGAAACUUAGGCUCCCUCUCUGAACGCUGCACGAUAACUUCGUAAAAUGUCACGCGGUUCGUUGGUGAGAAACUUGUAGCAACAUAUGGAGCGCAUCUGUUUUACUGUCGAGGGGCUAGCUCAAUGCAUAGAGUUUGACUCACUAGUUCUCAUUCUACAUCUUAUCAAUGCUGUCAAUCAGAAAUUCACUUUCAAAAUGUCUCCCAACAUUAUUAUUGCACACCGCAGUCACGAAAUGCUACUGUCGGUUGUUGCAUUUUCAUGGAUCCCGGAUGCUUCUACGUAAGCGUAGAUGAUUGAACUGGCGAAACAGGUGCACAUGCUUUAUUUUGAACUUGCAUUGCGAUACCCAAUAGAAUUUCAGCACAUGUUCACGAUCUGCGUCAUUCCUACCUCCAUAUUUUUCUUCCGGUAUUCGUCAUAUUAACCUCGUUUCAAUCUUAUCGAAGCAUGAUUUUGCACCGGCUGUUUUCAAGCGACGACAUGCUGUCGAGUGCACCUCAAAUUCAAGUUACGUUCGAACCAAUGUGAUCAUUCGAUCAUCGCCCUCUCUGCCUUCUCGUGCAUUUAAGAUACCGGUGACACUUUGCAAGUACGCCAAACUUCUUUCACGAUGACUCUCGCCAUUUGGGCGCUCGGCUUACUUUGCCUGGCCGGUUUCGUGCAUCCGCGCACACUUCGUCGAGGCAACGGCACUUCGAUUCCAUCCAUAUCAAUCGUCGGUGGAACUCCUGUUAGCGCCGGUGAACUUUCUCACUUGGCCAGUUUGGCUUUGGAAACAUUUUCAUGCGGUGGGACUUUGAUUGGACCAUUUCAUGUCUUGACAGCGGCUCAUUGCUUGAAUAGCUUUACGUCUUCCGACCGACGACUUUCCGAUUUCACCGUGUAUCUAAACACUUUGUCAAUUAACGGCGGAGAGGCGGACUCAGUUACUAGAAAAGUGUCGACUUUUGUUUUGCAUGAAAAUUUCGACGACAAAACUAACAAUAACGACAUCGCUUUGUUGGUUUUGGAUGAAGCCGUUACAACUAUCGAUUACGUUACCCUUCCUAAAGACGAUGCACCCGUAGAACCAACGGCUGAACCGACUGAAGAACCAACGGCUGAACCGACUGAAGAACCAACGGCUGAACCGACUGAAGAACCAACGGCUGAACCGACUGAAGAACCAACGGCUGAACCGACUGAAGAACCAACGGCUGAACCGACUGAAGAACCAACGGCUGAACCGACUGAAGAACCAACGGCUGAACCGACUGAAGAACCAACGGCUGAACCCACAACUACUGAAAAAUCCACUACUACCAAAAAACCAACUAAGAAACCCACACCUACCAAGAAACCCACACCCACCAAGAAACCCACACCCACCAAAAAACCAAAUACCAAAAAACCUACCAGGAAGCCAACAACGAUAAAAUCGGGAACUACAAUAAAAUCGGGAACUACAAUAAAACCAACCGUGAAACCAACAGUAAAACCUAAAACCACCAAGAAACCAGCAAUGAGAGCCUUCCCUGAUUACGCCAACAGAGCGGCCGUUAUUGCCGGAUGGGGAACAACCUUCUCAGGUGGAAGUUUUUCAAACGAAUUGCUGAAGGCUGACGUCACUGUUCUAGAGAACACAGUUUGCGCCAGUCAGUACUCAAGUUUCAAUGGCGAACUGUUGUGUGCCGCCGGACCGGAUACAGACACUUGCCAGGGUGACAGUGGCGGUCCGAUUUACGUUGACGGCGUUCAAGUCGGUAUUACAUCCUUUGGCAAAGGUUGUGCUGAUCCCGAUUUUGCCGGUGUUUAUACACGAGUUAGCACUUAUGUUGGCUGGAUUACUAAGACUCAGUCCAACAAUCCCGGCUAAAAAUUCUAUGGCUUAUACCAGCAAAAUGCUGCUGUUGUCUAGCUUUGUUCAUUGUAGCUGGAAUUGAUUAGAAAGCCAAAGUGUUUUUAUUUUAACGGGCCUCCAGCGUGAUUUUAAUAGUGCUGAUAUGUAUGUCGUAAUCAUAAGUUUCCUUAAUCUCGCGUUAUGGUAGAGGUAUGAUAUUAACAUGAUAAAUUUCGUGUUAUGCAAGCAA